Molecule: messenger RNA, 3918 nt
Organism: Sparassis crispa
Lineage: Eukaryota; Fungi; Basidiomycota; Agaricomycetes; Polyporales; Sparassidaceae
Exons: 10
Coding region: 1-3918 (1305 amino acids)
Biological process (GO): protein deubiquitination; double-strand break repair via homologous recombination
Molecular function (GO): ubiquitin binding
Source: RefSeq, a predicted model, not a curated record
AUGGCGCCUCCACGGCGCAGAGUAUCCUAUGUUAUCGCGCCGCCCACAGACCAAGUCCCGCGACUCCAGCUCCCUCCACACGGCUUACCCAGACAUGGCAGCAGUGCACCUGUUCUUAUUCCGUUCCACGAACCUAUAUCUUCACCACCACAUUCGCCGUCGUCAAAGGCGGCCUCGCACCCACGUCAUCGCCUCGGAGUCGCUACGCUAGCACUUGACACGUCCACCCAUCUCGUCGGUCGCCCUGCGCCAGAAGGUAUACUCUAUUCCGGCGGGCGCGAUGGUCAGGUUAUCUCCUGGGACCUGGGCAUCCCCAUGAAGCGUCGCGCGCAGCGUUACGGAGUCAGCGCAGGAGCCACACGGAGGUGGGAGAUCAUGACGAACUGGUCGGACGACGUGAUCGAGGAAGAACUGGACGAAGGCGAGGAGCUGCGCAGCGACGGUGACGUCCUGGGCGAAGUCACUGGGAGGAUCAGGCGGAGGAACGUUGGGAUCGAGCAGGAGAUUCCGUACGAGGAGCAGUGGGAGACCGACAUCGAUGCGUACGAAGCGCGGAAGACGACGCCACCGUCAACUCAAUUCCGCCAGUCCGCGCAAAUACAUUCAGACUGGGUGAAUGACAUCUUGCUGUGCAACCAGAACCAAACUCUGGUCUCCGCGUCGUCCGACGGAACAGUCCGCGCCUGGUCACCGCACGCGCACAGCCACGCAGGCUCACUACACGAACCGAUGACAGUCGGCAUGCACGCCGACUAUGUGCGCUGUCUCACAUACUGCCGUGACCAGCGAUGGGUAGCAUCGGGCUCGUUCGAUCGCACGAUCAAAUUGUGGGACUUGGGAGCGAUCGGAUCGACAGGGUCGCCGCUGACGACACUGCACGCGCCCGACGCGUCCGGUCCAAAGGCUUCGGUGUAUGCGCUCGCGGCGGACCCAUACGGCCAUAUCGUAGCGUCGGGAUCGCCAGAGCGCGUAAUCAGAAUGUGGGACCCACGGACGGGCCGGCGGAUCGGGAAGUUGGUGGGUCACACGGACAACAUCCGAGCGAUCCUGCUCUCGGAAGACGCGAAAUACCUGCUCACAGGUUCAGCAGACGCGUCCAUCAAGCUCUGGUCUCUAUCGUCGCAACGAUGCCUUCACACGUUCACGCACCACACGGAUUCGGUGUGGUCCCUGUUCUCGUCGCACCCAUCGCUAGAGAUAUUCUACUCUGGGGACCGGUCUGGCCUCGUGUGCAAGGUCGACGUCGAGGGUUGUGCUGACAUCUCCGAGGGUGAGUGCAUCGUACUGUGCCAAGAUACGUGCGAGCGCGAAGGUAGGCCGGCUGCGACGGAAGGGGUAAACAAGAUCGUGGCCAUGGACGACAAUCUACUGUGGACGGCUUCCGGCUCGUCCAGCAUCAAGCGAUGGAGGGUGCCUGCUCGAAAGGCGGUUCGGGCCGCUGCCCUAAGCGAGGGCAAAGAUUGGCAGGCGGAAAGCUCGGUAGUUUCGCCGAUGACGGUGGAGUACAACCAAGACCAUCUUCUCCCGCGUUCGGCAAAGCGGGGAUCGUUCGACUUUUCAACUGGUAGAGCGAGCACGCCCCCUCGCUCGGGAUCUGGCAUGGUGUCUUGUGACAUCCCGAUCAGCAAGCAAAGAAGCACGUCUCCGCGCAGGAGUCCUCGUACAUCUAUCGCGACUUCGAUACCUCCCUCCAUCCAUUCAUUCAUGCAGCACGAGGUAGAAGUCGACGUAGAGCGUGAAGGCGAGGACACAUGGUACGGUAUCCCGUUCGAAAGCCUUGUGCGACUGAUGUCGCCAAACGAAGCACUGGGUGGACCCGGGCCUCUGGUUCGCGGGCACGAUCCAGAGAUCGCGACGCUGUACUCUGCGGCAUCCAUCAUGAGUAUACCCCGGGCCACUCGUGCCCCAAUACACUCCAUGAUUCAGAGCCAAAACCAGAGCCCUUUACAGGGUCAAGGCGUGCGGGGAACCAGCCCAAUACGAACUGACACGCUCAAUUCACAUCGCUCAUAUGUGUCGCGCUUGGGGGAGGAGAGUCAGACGUUGCAUCCUGGCACGCGUGUACGCGCCGCCUACGACGAACGCGAGGUCGUUGUUGACGCAGUGCCAUUGCGGCGGGACGCAGACGAAGUCAUCCAUGGCGAACACGGGCUUGUGCGCUGCGCUAUGCUCAACGACCGCGUGCAUGUGUUGACGGUGGACACUGCGGGUGAGGUUGCGGUGUGGGAUGUGAUCAGAUGUGUGUGCCUCGGGCGAUUCCCGAGUGCAGAUGUUGCUGCAGCGAGCUUCUGCGGCAGCGUGAGUGGUAGUGUCGAUGGGAUGAAUUCGGAGAAGGACAGGGAGAGGGAGAAGGAGCGGAGUCCAAGAGAAGCGUUGGAAACCGUGCGGGAGAGGAUUGAGGGCGAGGCUGUUGUGUCACCGUGGUCGACGGUAGACACUAAAAUGGGUGUGCUCAGCGUGCACAUGAACGAGAGGUGCUUCGAGGCGGAGAUAUAUGCUGACGAGGCUGGAUAUGGCCCUGAUCGGCGCUUCAAUGAUGAGAUGCGCUUAAACAUCGGAAAAUGGGUACUGCGUAAUCUCUUUGUGGGUUUCAUACGUGAGCAACAGCGAGCUGCUGCGCGGCGUAUGCGCGAUGCCGAACAGAACCAAUAUCGUGCUCCGCGAAGCACUCCCCCCACGCAUAUUGAACUAAAUGGUGAUCAUGGGCGCCAUGGUCAUUCUCCAGACCGCAGACGAUCAUCUUCAGACGCCUCCCAUCGGUCCUCAAUGACAUCGACCACGAUGAGGAGCGCUACCAUUGUGAUGUCACCCAAGAUGCUCCCGGCUGUAUCCCCAAUCGUCACCACUCCUCCACGCUCUCUGACGACACAGUACAUUCCGCUUAACACAGGUGUUAAAGACUCCUCGCUCUCUGCCAUUCCGCAGUCCCCAAAUGAUACCACGCCAAUGCCGUUGCCGUUGCGCUCGCCACAGCGCUCGCAGACCGAUUCAGGUGGUUCAGCCUCUCCAUCAGACUACUUCUCGCUCCGAACCCGUCGGGGAUCGCUCUCCACGGGAAGCAUGACGACGCCGGACGAUUUGGGGUGGGGCGGCAAGUCGCAGGAUAAUGCGCUGCAGACACCAAGCACACCUAAUACACUGAUGGGAAGGCUCAAGGCGUUCGGCAAGAGUACAAAACGCCACGCGAGUGAGAUCUCCACGCCUGGAGGGGUCCUAGCUGCCGGAGAGGCCUCUCAGACACAUGAUAUUACCGCCCCCGCCAUGCCCAAAACUGCAGUCCAGGUGCUAUUGUCGAGCCCCUUCAAUCCCCCUACAUCGAACGACACCCCGUCACUCUCCAUACCUCCAGAUACGGCUGUCGUCGUUUCAGAGGAAGCGCCUUCUGGUUGGACAACACGUUAUAGAGGACACGUAUCGAGCACAGGUCCAGAUGUGCACGUAUUGGAAGACGUUAUGCCGUUAUGGUUAUUGGAAUACCUUCUGGUGAACAAGGUUCCCCCUGUACCAGUCAACAAGAUUAGUUUCGUCCUACUGCCCCUCCCAGCAAAGGACCGGAAGGAGCAGCUCCCGGACUUGUUGAAUACUGCACAGUCGAAGUUAACUGCGAGCCGUUUCCUGCGGGUCCGUAAGCUCACCUACCAUGUGCAAGACAAGCUCGACAGGCUCACAGGGUCUCAUCUUCCCACAUCUACCAACAACACACCACGUUCGUCAUUCGACAGCCGAUCACGCUCACCGACCACCAGCCGUCGCGAAGCCGACCCGCGACCCCGAGCCGAGGAUCUGUACGAGGUUCUAUGCAACGACGUCGUCCUGCCGCUCGAUAUGACCCUCGCUGCUGUCCGACAGUACAUAUGGCGGCAGUCUAGCGAGCUCUGUAUGUAUUAUCGCCGCAAAAGCGCCGCACCGCUGCAAUGA